Molecule: messenger RNA, 1912 nt
Organism: Cercospora beticola
Lineage: Eukaryota; Fungi; Ascomycota; Dothideomycetes; Mycosphaerellales; Mycosphaerellaceae
Gene: PHO85
Product: cyclin-dependent serine/threonine-protein kinase PHO85
Biological process (GO): protein phosphorylation
Cellular component (GO): nucleus; cytoplasm
Molecular function (GO): ATP binding; cyclin-dependent protein serine/threonine kinase activity
Source: RefSeq, a predicted model, not a curated record
CAGCGCGUCGAGUAUGUACGUCUAAACGUUGCUCCACUGUUGUUGCACCUCUACAUCUACAGCCACAUACACUUCUGUCCAGACACCACUGCCGCUACUGCUGCGAUAGAACGGCGACACCUGACCUCUCGCUUCCAUCAUCCGCCGCUGCGAGGAAAGGUCUCUCGCGCUCGCAGCCCAGACUGCCCACCGACUUCACCACGGCCGACCUCAACUCGAUCUCGCGCGCGACUCGAGUGGCCUCGCAGCUAACGACUGCACGGGCAAUCCUUUGGGAUAAGACAUAUACGGGCAAGGAACCGCCCGAUAUCCGACUGCUCCCGACGCACGUAUCCACCCUCAGCGUCGCCAACCGAACCGACAGUAACAUCUCGGUGCGAUCACUGGGCGGCAGCCACAAGGUCGAGCCCAUGGACAAGCGCCAUCCUUCCAGCUUCCAGCAGCUGGAGAAGCUGGGAGAGGGUACCUAUGCGACGGUCUUUAAAGGUCGCAAUGGACAGACCGGUCAGUUCGUAGCCCUCAAGGAGAUUCACCUCGACAGCGAGGAGGGCACUCCCAGCACAGCAAUUCGCGAGAUUUCGUUGAUGAAGGAGUUGAAGCACGAGAACAUUGUCAGCUUGUACGAUGUUAUCCACACCGAGAACAAGCUCAUGCUGGUGUUUGAGUACAUGGACAAAGACCUCAAAAAGUACAUGGACAGCUACCAAGGUCCAGCCGGUGGUGCACGAGGUGCACUCGACCCAGCGAUUAUCAAGAGUUUCAUGUGGCAACUGCUCCGUGGUAUCGCUUUCUGCCACGAGAACCGCGUGCUCCACCGCGACUUGAAGCCUCAAAAUCUUCUGAUCAAUGCGCAAGGUCAAUUGAAACUCGGCGAUUUUGGACUCGCCCGUGCCUUUGGAAUUCCUGUCAACACAUUCUCAAACGAGGUAGUGACCUUAUGGUAUCGCGCACCUGACGUGCUUCUGGGCAGCCGCACGUACAACACCAGCAUCGACAUCUGGAGCGCUGGUUGUAUCAUGGCGGAGAUGUUCACUGGCAGGCCAUUAUUUCCAGGAACUACGAACGAAGACCAACUUCUCAGAAUCUUCCGGCUCAUGGGCACGCCGUCAGAGCGGAGCUGGCCUGGUAUCAGCAGUUUCGCAGAGUACAAGCAGACCUGGCCCGUCUAUGCCACUCAAGAGCUGCGGACUAUACUUCCCCAGAUUGACACACUUGGACUACAGCUGCUUGGCCAACUGCUACAGCUUCGGCCGGAGAUGCGUUGCACCGCACAACAAGCUUUGGCCCACCCAUGGUUCAACGAAAUACGUUCGCAAGCAGCUACGUCUGGCGCAUUUGCUGCUCCCCUACCAGGAAUGGCUGUAAGUCAGCAGCGAGCUUACUGAUCGAUGCCUGCUCCCGAUUACCCGCGAGAAAAGACCACUCAUGUCUGAAUAUGAGCCGACAUAACGUUAAUAAAAGUAACGACGACUCGAGGGUCGCAGUGGCAGAGCAAUACCCACCGCCGCCGUUGCUUACCUGGAGUUCCUCGCUGCAUCCAACACGCGAACCCUCCUCUCUUGCUGCCGGGGUUAUUGCUAGUCUUCUCUGUCGACUCAAGCACGUACGCGCGUCGGUGAACAAAGGCUCAUUUGCCGAUGUGAGCAUCGCCUGGAGCGAUGAUCUAAAAUGGAAGCACUGUGACCUUGUCACAGCUCCUGCAGUGAUACGCUGCCUCAAUGCACGGACGCGAACGUGAUCACAUUUGACAUGCCAUAGCAUCAAACGAAGACUAGAGCUUCUGCAGAUUAACGAACUUGACGUAAUUCCACAGCACUUGUUCACACAAUGCACAAGAUAGGCCAUUCGCAGCUCAUUGCAGACUGUCCUUGCCUUCGCAGAGUGUUGCACAAUUCUUGACGCCGGGUGAUUC